ACUUCCCUAUGGUUGGUGCCCCUGUCCCCAGCCCAGGCAGGUAUAAGGCCACCUUGCCGGACCAAGGGAAUCUGGAUGGAAAAGAGAGAGGCCGCCAUGUCCUCUUGGAGCCUGGAGCGAAAACAGAGGGUGGCCCUGUUUGCAGCAGGCAUGUCAGAAGACGAAUCGGCUCAGGCCUCCAGGCCCAGCUUGUGGGAGCAGGACCAGCAGAACGUGGUGCAGCGCGUGGCGGCCCUGCCCCUGGUCAGGGCCACGUGCACCCUGGUCUCCGAUGCCUACAGCGCCGCCAAGGACAGGCACCCACUGCUGGGCUCCGCCUGCCGCCUGGCCGAGCACUGCGUGUGCGGCCUGACCUCAUGCGCCCUGGGCCACGCCCAGCCGCUGCUCAGCCACCUGCAGCCCCAGCUGGCCAUAGCGAACGAUCUUGCCUGCAGGGGCCUGGACAAGCUGGAGGAGAAGCUGCCCUUUCUCCAGCAACCUUCGGAGACGGUGGUGACCUCCGCCAAGGAUGCGGUGGCCAGCGGCAUGACAGGCAUGGUGGGCCUGGCCCGGCAAGGCCGCCGCUGGAGUGUGGACCUGAAACAAUCCAUGAGCCACGCCGUGGAUGUCGUACUGGGCAAGUCGGAGGAGCUUGUGGACCACUUCCUGCCCAUGACUGAGGAGGAGCUCGCGGAGCUGGCGGCGGAGGCUGAGGGCCCGGAAGUGGGGUCCGUGGAAGAGCAGCGGAGACAUCAGGGCUACUUUGUGCGCCUGGGUUCCCUGUCGGCGCGCCUCCGCCACCUGGCGUAUGAGCACUCUCUGGGGAAACUGAGGCAGAAGAAACACCACGCUCAGGACACGCUGGCCCAGCUGCAGGAAACUCUGGAGCUGAUCGACCACAUGCAAUGUGGGGCGACCCCCAACCCAGCCCGCCGCGGGAGGGUGCACGAGCUGUGGGAGGACUGGAGCCAGAGGCCCCCGGAGAAUGGCCGCCGACGCUGCAGUCAGGCGGAGCUGGAGACCCUGGUGCUGUCCCGCAGCCUGAUGCGGGAGCUGCAGGGCAACGUGGACGCGCUGGAGACCAGCGUGCGGGGCCUGCCCCCCAGCGCCCAGGAGAAGGUGGCCGAGGUGCGGCGCAGCGUGGACGCCCUGCAGGCCGCCUUCGCCGACGCCCGCUGCUUCGGGGACGUGCCGGCGGCCGUGCUGGCCGAGGGCAGGGGCAGCGUGGCCCGGGCCCACGCGUGCGUGGACGAGCUGCUGGAGCUGGUGGUGCAGGCCGUGCCCCUGCCCUGGCUGGUCGGGCCCUUCGCACCCAUCCUCGUGGAGCGGCCGGAGCCCCGGCCCGACCUGGAGGCCCUGGUGGACGAGGUCAUCGGGGAGCCCGACCCCCGCUGGGCACACCUGGACUGGCCGGCCCAGCAGAGAGCCUGGCAGGCCCAGCACGGGGACGGGACGGGGCCCCCGGGGGACAUUUCUGAGGAGGAGCCUGAGCCCCCCAGCCGUCCCAAGCACACCCUGAUGCCAGAGCUGGACUUCUGACCCGAUGGGGCCGUCCUGUGCCCCGAGAUCCCUGCUGCCCACGAGCGGCCAUGCACCAGCACUACAAGGCGAGGCCUUGGCCCCGGCCCCUGGCACGGACUUGGGGGGCUGGGGGCCGCAUUCAGAAUCCUAGACGAGCUUCACUGAUCGCAGACCGGCCCCAGUCUUGCCCUUGGACAUAGGAGGACUUGAACCUAACUCAGGUCUGACUGGCCCCAAGCUGGGCUCUCUGGCUGAGGUCCUUUAUUGCGCCACCCCAAGAAACUGAUCAAAACUCCUCGGAGAAUCCCAGGUGUUG
Molecule: messenger RNA, 1816 nt
Organism: Hippopotamus amphibius kiboko
Lineage: Eukaryota; Metazoa; Chordata; Mammalia; Artiodactyla; Hippopotamidae
Gene: PLIN5
Product: perilipin 5
Biological process (GO): lipid storage; positive regulation of triglyceride storage
Cellular component (GO): lipid droplet; cytosol
Source: RefSeq, a predicted model, not a curated record